Molecule: messenger RNA, 7127 nt
Organism: Mizuhopecten yessoensis (Yesso scallop)
Lineage: Eukaryota; Metazoa; Mollusca; Bivalvia; Pectinida; Pectinidae
Product: mucin-5AC-like
Exons: 2
Coding region: 70-6033 (1987 amino acids)
Source: RefSeq, a predicted model, not a curated record
UGGGUUAAUAUGUGUGAUGAAAUCUGCGAGCGCAUGUGAUGUCGAAUUGUCGUCUGCACGAACAACACAAUGCAUAGACACAUAGGACCCGUAGUGACUUCUGGAGACAGAAGAAUCUUUGACGCUGAGGUGUGUCUGAUGGCCACUAUGGAGUGCGAGAAGCACGAGCGCCUCCUUCAAGGUAUGUGUGACCUUCUGAAGGACGUACAGACAGAUCUAUCUAUCACCGAAAAGGACAUGGAGGAACUCCUCGACCGUCAGAUGUCGCAGCCAUACAAUCCUGACGACAGACUGAUCGCGGAUGUUGUAGACUCUAACAGCACUUCGGUGAGUGAUGUCGAUACUCCUUUGGACCAUUCAGCUGAUAAGCCCCUUCGGAGAGUACGGCCAUUGCAGAGACAACAAUCAGAACCAGAUAGCCCCAAUCAGAUGUUGAUGUCUAAAUUUUACUUUCGUUCCAUGUCCAAUCCCUGCGUGUGUAUACCAAACCUAUCUAGCAGAUUGAUGAAGUUUGACAAGCACAUACUGAGCUUCCUUCACAAGAUCGACAAGAUUGCGGUUAAAAUUAACCAACUUGUUGCCGUUGACAGUGUUACUCUCGCAUCUAUCUCCAUGAAACCGUUUGCAAGAUUCAUUCACAGUGUUAAUACAACUUACAACUAUGUUGAAUACCUGCUGGACAUGACUACAUACCGGAAGAGCAACAGCCAGCUAUCCCAGACCAAGGAGAAUGUUGAAGAUAUCGAGAGAGCUAUGACAUUUGGUAGCAGUUUUCUGAAGUCCAAUGUCCUGACCUGUCGAUGUUGUUCAAAUUGUGUGUGGAUUAUUCGCAUGUUUAGUGGAACGUCCCUCAGGAAAAUACAGAAUUUGAAGAGACAAAGUGUUCAGCAGAGAGCCCAGCUGAUGAAGUUGACAAAGGACAGCACCGUUGAGAUGGAGAGUCCUCCUUUCCAGAGAAAAGAUUUCAUGUCCCAGCAACUACAGACGACCACUGACUCGACGACAACACAAAGAAAUUCACAGCAUAAUGUCAUUCCUAACUACAAUGUGAAACCAGUUACUGUGUCGGGUGUCCAUGACAGCUACAGGAUGAUUCCAAAGCAGGAGGUCCAGAUCAGGCAACCAUCCCCUUUGUCAUCGCCUGGCAACCAACCAUGGUACUCACCUCUUGUAUCGACUCAUGGGGAUGAGAGUUGGCAGCAACAACAUGUAUUGUCCCCUGAGAACAUUCCCUGGCAUCCAUCUCCAGUUCCAAGCAACCUACAGUUGCAACCACCAAUGGUUCCCCCUAGGCCUCCUACAUCUAUUCCAGGACAUGGAAACACCACACCACCCUUCCACCUAUCUCCACCCCUAUUUGGACCCAGGUCAAGGGAGCCUGCUAUCAUGACCAGAGGUAGUUUUGAUUUGAGACGGCAAUGUAUUGCUCUUAGAGAUGAGGAUCCCUUGCAUGUAUUGAGUUCGGAAAUGCGGGACCGUCAUAUAGGAUUGCCUUUUGGGGGAAACAGUUUGCAAGAUCAAGAUUAUCGUCAUCUGCCGCCAUUUGAAAUGCACAACAGUUGUCCGACACCGCCUGAUCAUCAGAGACGAUACCACAGAAACUUCCAUCGUGAUCACAACUACAGAUCUUUUGCCCGUCGUCCUUUCAGACGUAACAGACACAGCAACCGUAACGUCCAACAUGACAGACAUCCAUCGCCAGGGAGUGUGACGACACAUUACUUCAUGCAGCCAUUGCCAGAAGUGGAUUUCACGUCAACACCCUCUCAGUCAGCCCCCCUUUUGUCAUCUUCACCAAACCCAAGCUGGUCAUACCCUGCACACGAACAGAACAUGGACCCAACCAGCCCGUUCUUUGCAUCAAGAUCUCGCCCUGUAGGACAGGAGAUGACUGCCAGCACCACCUGUGAACCAAGUCGUGAAUCCCCGUCUUCUAGACCCCCAUGGGUUCAUACAGAUCACAAGAAGGACCAUUACACAUCAAUGUAUGGAGAGUCUGACACACCACCACCCCAGGGCACAUCUAUACCUGCCAUCAUUAAUCACAAGCGACCAGCUUCAGUUCAUGCAGUCCGACAUCCAUCCGUAGGUAGCGGCACCAUAUUGGUAUCACCACCGUCAUCAAGAGUGUCAAGGGACAUGGUUCAAGAUACUGUACCAAUAUCCUCGCCACCAUUGAACGGACCGAAAUGCACAGCUACAAGUUAUUUACCGUCAACAUCAAUACCGAGACCACCAACCAACAUGAUGACAGAUUCCUCACCUCCAUCAAACCCGCCAUGUUUGAUGCCGAGGUCUACAAAGGACACCAGACAGGUCAUCGACGAGACUGUGAAUGUCAAGACUUGUUCAACAUUUUCUAUAAAGUCUUUCAACCCUCUUCACAAGGCUCGGAAAUUUAUGACCAAGUGCAAGGAACUGACAUCUCGAAAAAAACAGAUAAAACUUGGAGAUGCAGGAUCAUCACCAUGGCAACAAGAGGACGGUUUCCAGUGGGUAGAGUUGAACGGGAAAGAUCCAUCCCCAUCAUCAUCAACAACAAAGAAAGAAAUGCUGAAAGGUCUGGGAUCGUCACCGCUAGUUGAGCAGGGAUUGAAGUCACCAUCCAACAGGAGGUCUUCACAGGCAAAGCCAACAGUGUCCACAACUUCAUCCAAUCUAAUGGUAGCAGGCAGCAGUCCAAACACAUCUACCUCCCCUAGACUUGGCCAGUCCAUUGUGAAGAAAACUUCAGGUGGUAGAAGUCAAAACACUCCUUCCUCUCCCAGAGUAAGACAGUCCAGCGGGAAGAAAAUUCCAGAAGGCAGAAGUCCGAAAGCACCUGUCUCUCCCAGAGGUUGCCAGUCCAGUGCAAAUAAAAUGUCAGAAAGCAGCAGUCCAAAAACACCUGUUUCUCCCAGAGGUGGCCAGUCCAGUGUGAAUAAAACUUCAGAAGGUAAAAGUCUGAAGAUGCCUUCCUCUCCCAGAGUGAGCCAGCGCAUUAUGAAGAAAAUGAAAGUUGAAGAUGUUUCCUUGAGUGAUCAUCUUGGCAUGACUCAAGAUGGCAACAGAAUGACCCAGCAGGAUAAGUCUUCAGCCAAACCAAGCAUUCUUACCUCAAAGAAACCUUUUAAACCUGGGCAGAGACCUCCGUCAAGAAAGGAUAUAGAACUACUCAUCAACAGUGUGAAGAAUGGAGAAUUGACAGAGCCUCGGACCUCCUCAUCUCCUGCUGUACUUCGUCUUCCACUCAAGUUUGAAAGUAAUGAACCCUCUUCAAAUUCAACUGAGUCUAUCGACAUUCCUACAAAACAGUCUUCACCAAGGAUAGAUACUUCAUGUUGUCCCAAAUCAGAACAUUGUGUAACCUCUCCUGAAGCUGGUUCUCGCUAUACCACACCCCAUGACAAGAUAAAGAUACUGCCUUGCGUCCAACCAGAACAUUCAUCAAUGCCUAGUGAUAUGAAGUCCCAAGGACUCCUCGGUGCUGAAGAAAUUUCUCCAGUCAGUGUUUUGAAAAUCCAACGCAGAGGUCCCAAAGCUGAUGUUAUUGAAUCAAAGAACACAUUGACUCAUAUAUCCUCGGGUCAGAGGCCAGUUGCAUCCCUUGCUUCUUCACCUGGGCCUGUCCGUAGAAUCGCUCACAAGCGUCAACUCUUGGCAACAUACACUCUACCUGUCACACUGUCUGUGUCUCCUUCAGUUCCAAUAGCGAAGGAAAAUCGUGUUGUGACCUUGACCUCUGCCAGUUCUUUGAUCAACACCACUCGAGUCAAUGCUAUCCAGACAUCUACACCCAAACCUCAGAUGUCAACUGCAAGAAUUUGUCAACAAGCUGAGAUUGUUCUGCCAAGUUCUUCAAAUACGCAGCAUGUACAGCUCCGUGCCACCAAUGUUUCCUCUGACAGCAGGUACAGUCAGACUAUAUUGCCCAAAACUCCAGAACCAAUCAAGUCAACACAGUGGAUCAGUCGUCCAUCCAAGGUCUCUCUGAUACCUCCCAGACUGGUGAUGAAGAUCACAAAGAAUGCAGAAAUCACAGACACCUACAGUGUAUCAUCAAUUCAGACCACUGCUGGUACACCUUCCCUUCAGCUGACCAACGUGAAGUAUGAACAAAGAUCAACUUCAGUAUCAACCUCUUCAUCUACAUCUAUUACAAGUUCAGUCGUGGUAACCUCUCCAUUCUCCACUCCUUCACAGAGCAUUACCACUUCCCAAGGAAUUGCCACCUUGCUGAGACCUACAACUUCUCAAGAUGCUGCCACUUUUCUAGGAGAUACCACCACAUUUCAAGCCCCAACAUCCCAAGGAAGUGCUACUACACCAGAAGCUGCCACCUCCCUAGAACCUGUCGCACUGCAUGACAAAACAAGUGAUUCAGGGAGUUCAACACCUGACAGGUUGGUCAUUGUAACUAAUGGCAACCUUGAUGAUGAAUUUGACAUGGAAAGUCACCAGUCUGCUUCCUCCUCAAAAGGUCCGUCCAUCAAACCUGUGAUGCUGGACAAUCCUACUUCAGCAGCUACCAGACUAACUGUAUCCAGUCCUUCCGCAACAGUAGUGUCCUUCAGUGAACAGCCGUUGGAUAAACAGAAAGAGACUCCCAGUCAACAGAUAAACAAGCCUUGUUCUACAUCUAGAUUGAAGAGAUCUUGUGCUGCAAAUUCCCCAGUACCUUUUGGAACAUUUGGGAUAACUUCAGAUACAUCAACCUCUACAGUCGUCCCAAGCUCCCUCUCUUACUCAUCCUCGAAGAAUCUUCCCGGAUGGACAGCAAUUGAGUUGCCUGUCCAUUCAAGUAGAAUUCCCACUCAGGUGACCAGAAACAAGAUGUUCCUGUCCAGCAAGUUGUCCAGCAAUGUUCCAGGCUCAUCGGGCCCUGUAAGUGUACGCCCUCAUGCCACUUUGAAGGACAAGUGGAAAGAUAUUCUGACAGAACGUACCAUGACAGAAGUCAUGUCUACAAUAGGAGGCAGUUCUAGGAAGUCGGACAGUGACCAGGUCAGGAGAUGUCCGAAGAUAGUCACAGAUGUCAGGAUGGGUGAAAAUCCUUCAAAAUGGCCAAAUGUCAUCAACGAUCUUCCUGCUGAAGACCACAAAUGCUGCAACUCUGUGAAGGAUAUUCUAGCAGAAGAAACCUUGAAUAAGAACCUGCAACAUUUGCCCCUAAAGGUACACAUUUCCAGAAAGAGGCUCAGACCCAUACAAACUGACGUCAACUGGGUUAUCCAAGACAAGGAAUACAUAUCAUCACAUGGAACAGAUAAUGUUGGGACCCCUCCAAAACGUCGUCAAUGGUCCAGUGGCAUGGAUACCCUCAGGACAGGUUCAUCAGAGGUCACGAUACAGUCAGGAGGAAAUGUUUCCAACAACCAAAGUCACCAUUCCCAGGAGACUAUCGUCGGACGUGUCGUCCAGAAGAUGACUACAAAACACACACCUGUACAAAUCACCUGUGAGGAGAAACCAUCGACAUCGAAAUCUGUCGGAAGCACUUCCACCAGCCAGAAGAAACCUUUAGGUAAAGUAAUGCCUACCCAUCUUACGAUCCGGUAUGACCCACUACGGAAGCUUAGAGACACUCCUCCGAUUGCUUUCCAAGGCAAGAUCAACGAGAAGAAGGUUCGAGAGAUAUUGUUGUUUUCCAAAGUCUGUGUGAAAAAUGCCUACGAUUAUCAGACUUGUCAAAUUUUACCAGCGGCCAUCGCCACAGCAUCCAACCAUGUUUCCCCAAGGUACUUUGCACGCGAGUUGGUUUUCAUGGUCUUCACCAUAGGAGAGCUGCAGGGCAGGAAGAUUGAAUCGCAGAACCGAAGAUUUCGUCGGAUGCAGUCCCAGAUUCUGAACCCAACCAAGAUCUCCGCAGUGAAAGAUGUUGUGCUUCACAGAUUCCCCAUCGAAGAGUUUCACUGGUCUGAAAGGUGCAUACCCUUCAUCAACGAUUCGCUUAAGACCCUGUUUCAGCGGAAGUUGACUCAUUCUGCUUUCCAGUGGAUAGCAGGAAUUCAAGACUGCUUCCAUAUUGGUGGUGUCGCAGAGCUGGUUCAGUAAAGUUAGAUUAUACAACUUUACACUGGAAAGAAAAAUAUCAUACUGACUCCUAUAAAGUGUUCAAAAGCUUGUUGAUUGUGAUUUGAGUCUGACUCCUCGAAAGUGUUCAAAAGCAUGUUCAUCGUGGAUCAAUUGUGACUCCUCAAAAGUGUUCAAAAGCAUGUUCAUUUUGAUUUGAUUCUGACUCCUCGAAAGUGUUCAAAAGCAUGUUCAUCGUGAACCAAUUGUGACUCCUCAAAAGUUUGUUCAUUUUGAUUCGAUUCUGACUCCUUGAAAGUGUUCAAAAGCAUGUUCAUCCUGAACCAAUUGUGACUCCUCAAAAGUGUUCAAAAGUUUGUUUAUUGUGAUUCGAUUCUGACGACUCCUCGAAAGUGUUCAAAAGUAUGUUCAUCAUGAACCAAUUGUGACUCCUCAAAAGUGUUCAAAAGUUUGUUCAUUGUGGUUUGAUUCUGACGACUCCUUGAAAGUGUUCAAAAGCAUGUUCAUCGUGAACCAAUUGUGACUCCUCAAAAGUGUUCAAAAGUUUGUUCAUUUUGAUUCAAUUAUACCAUAGUUGUAUUCAAGAUUAUUCAAUUUGAUAUCUCGCUUGCUUUUCCAUAGAUAAAGGGAUUCGAGUCAUGCAACAGAAUUGUACCCAGGAUGAUUCAAUCUGGUUUUAUUAGUUCAAUUUCCUGCUGAUAAAGGGAAUUUGAGACUGAUCUAUCAGAAUUGUAGCAAAGAAAUUUUAUUGGGAUCAGAUUAUCUACUCAAGAAACUAUAAUAUCUUCACAUUUCUGUGAUAAAGAAUAUUGAAUGUGAUUGGAUUAUGUACCCAUGAAAACUUUCAUUUUCACAUUUCUGUGACAAAAAUAUUUAUUAUGGUUCAAUUAUCUACCUAAGAACACUAAUGUCUUUACAUUUUCUAUGAGAACUGUUGUCUCAUUAACCUAGCAUUCAGUUUUAUGUAGCAAAUUUUUCCAUCAAACAGCAUUCAAAAUAUUGUGACAUGCUUUGUGCUGUCAAGUCCUCAUCAGGAUGUUCAGAGUUUCUUUCACAUUCAUAUUGAACUAAUUUUGAAGAAUGAUAGGUAAAAACGGCAUUAAUGUUAAGAAUUU